This is a messenger RNA of Cryptomeria japonica (Japanese cedar), 1240 nucleotides long. Its product is annotated as proteasome subunit beta type-7-B. Bases 264 to 1085 code for a protein of 273 amino acids. NCBI's taxonomy places the organism in Eukaryota, Viridiplantae, Streptophyta, Pinopsida, Cupressales, Cupressaceae. The transcript is spliced from 11 exons. Gene Ontology annotation, molecular function: threonine-type endopeptidase activity. Gene Ontology annotation, cellular component: proteasome core complex. The record is from RefSeq and is a predicted model, not a curated record.
UUGGUUUCUUGGAAGUUAAGUUAGCGUUUAAGGAGGCGCGGAAAUAACAGACCGCGCUGAUUCAAAUCGCCAGGGUAGCCAAUGUUGCUUCAACGGUAAAAUCUCAUUGAGCCUGAUCGAGUACAAAUUAUGAAAUUUAAUUGCACACGCAAGCUACACUUGGGAAGAUGAGCAGCAUUUUAAGUAAAACGGCAAAGGGGAUUUUGUCUUAAAAAGAAUAAGCAGUUUGAGAAUCAGAGUCCAGCAGGAGGCAGAUUCAAGAUAUGGCGAGUGCUGAAAUCAGUCUUCCUCCUAAGGGGGGAUUUUCUUUUGAUUUGUGUAAAAGAAAUGGAAUGCUUGUUAAGAAAGGUGUUGAACCUCCUAAAUUUCGUAAAACAGGCACAACAAUUGUUGGUCUUGUUUUUAAGGAUGGAAUCAUUCUUGGGGCUGACACUAGAGCCACCGAAGGUCCAAUAGUGUGUGAUAAGAACUGUGAGAAGAUACACUGUAUUGCACCAAACAUAUAUUGCUGUGGAGCUGGAACUGCUGCAGAUACAGAAGCAGUAACAGAUAUGGUCAGCUCUCAACUUGAGCUCCAUCGUUAUGCAACUGGUCGGAAAUCACGGGUUAUUAGUGCCCUUACUAUUCUUAAAUCUCAUCUGUCCGGUUAUCAAGGCUAUGUGAGUGCAGCCUUAGUACUUGGUGGUGUGGAUGUUACUGGACCACACUUGCACACUAUAUAUCCUCAUGGAUCAACAGACUCUCUACCCUUUGCUACGAUGGGUUCUGGAUCCCUUGCUGCCAUGGCUAUGUUUGAGUCAAGAUACAGAGAAUUCAUGACAAGAGAGGAGGGAAUAAAGUUGGUUUGUGAAGCUAUUGGAUCUGGUAUCUUCAAUGACUUAGGAAGUGGCAGUAACAUUGAUGUAUGUGUGAUCACAAAGGGCCAAACAGAAUACUUACGAAAUCAUCAACUUCCAAAUCCUCGUACUUAUGUUAGUUCAAGAGGUUAUUUAUUUGCAAAAGGACAUACUGAGGUUCUCUCAACAAAAAUAAUCCCUUUGAGGGAGAAAUUACAAGUCAUCGAAGGGGAUGCUAUGGAAGAGUAGUAUGGAAUCAAAGCUGGAAAUACAUUUUUACAAAGCAAAUGGGGUGCAUUUGUCACAUUAGACGGACAUACAUGUUUUUUAUGAAUUUAUUUCUAUGUUACUGGUUUGGGUUCGAAGAACCCGGUACGACAAAAUUUUGAAAAAGGGUUUGGGUU